AUGGGGGACAUACCGUUAUCGGCCGCUUUUGGCACAGGCGAGCCGACUCCCUAUGUGUCGCCUGAAGCAGCCGCCAAGCGCGUCAACCCUACCAUCACACCUCAAGAUCGCGACUGGAGAAGGAUGCUCUACACCUUUACCGAGCUGCACAAGUCCGACAAAACUCUCCAGAAGAUCCUGUCGGAACACUUUACCUACCACGAAACCCGCAUGCUGCUAGCCUCGGACCGUGCCGACAUCAAGAGCCUUCAGGAUGCCAACACGGAACGGUACAACGCCUUGCUUCAGGGGCGCUUUCGCGGCGUCGAGAGAGACCUGGUGUCCAAGCUCACCAUGAUGUACUUUGGUCUGCCCGUUGAGCCCUUGACCUCUCUUCUGGAGGAGCUGGUCAAUGAUUUUGGGCUUAAUCAACCACAUGUCCCGAUGUACAAUGUCCAGCCACCGCUGCAUUUCCUCUCUGCCCACCAAGCUCGCAACUGGGGAAAGGACAGCUUGCGAGGCCAGGAAGCUCCUUGCUGGCCAAUGCCUAUCCCGAUGGGUGAUGCGCCCACCCACCAAGACAGACCUGCCCCGAAGAACACAUCUAUUUCUCAGAAUGAGCCAGUUAUGGGCCUUCGAGGAGGCGAUGGUGAUGACAAUGAUGACAGCGAUAGCGAUGAUGGCAAUGAUGCCAUAGGUUAUAUUUCCCCUGACAGGGUGUUCCCCUUUACUGUCAAGCACGAUUACUGGCCCCAAUUCGAAACUGGAGCUCUUCCAAAGGACGAAUGGAUCUACCUAUAUGGCUACACCGGUUGCAUCCCUUUUGUCCCCCGUAAGUGGCGGUCAUACGCGAAAGCCCUUCGACAGAUUCUUCAAUUGGACCACGACUCUCCUUAUUUCCACCCUGAAGAUCCUGAAGACCCCAUCGACUACAUUCUGGUUCACUUUGACCGAAAGACCAAAAAGGCAACGACGAUAGACGAUGAACUGUACCUGACCGAGGAUAGCCCUGCCAUGAAGUAUCUCUUGGAGCACUUCACUGGCGAUACUACCAGCGGCCAUGAAGAUUGCUGCGCCUUCUUUGCGACGUAUGCAGGGGAACGUCCGCCACACCCUCGUCACUGGGAGCCUCAUCCGGAGCAGUUUGAAGCGGACUUGGCCAAGAUUGGUCAUUAUGUGUUUGACGCCAAGAGCGGCCCCGGAAAGAAUGCCAUCAGCUAUGCCUAUAUAGCCUUCCCCAAGACCAAGACAGAAACUUUCACUAUCGAUAAGUUUGGCUGCAACCAGUUCAAUGCCAACUUUCGGAUGGUAAUUGAUGUCCUGCUCGGUAAGCCUCGCAGCCUCGAACCCAAACAUGGACUGGUUCGCCUUGUGGACAGGAACAAGCCGGACACGGAGAUCUUGCCGCCUAUUGUGUUUGAUGCUAUGGGCCAGAUGCAGUGGGUUUGGGAGAUGCUCCAUCCUCUGAACAACCCAGGUGCCGACUGGAUGGUGGACUGGAUGGGUAUAGGCGUCUACGGCACGACGGCUGUCAUUGUGCCCAACUACUACCCAGACCCUCAUCCUCAUCUACUAUCUAACCAAGUUUGGACUGGGAUGAGCCCCUUUGAAGAUGCCUUCGAAGUCAUACAAGAUGCUGUCACCGAGGCCUUCAACAAGGAGACGAUUGCCAGAAUGGACUCGAUCAUUGUGAAGGGGAUGAUGAACGGCUUCGAGAUUCCGACCAACCGCCCAUAUCUCCUCGAGGAGCGAUUACAGCUCGGAAAAGAGCUUCAAGGCAUGAUUGCUGAUGAAUACUUGCUGAUUCUUCCGGUCUGGAGAGCUGGGGAGAGCAAGUUGUUCCCAGCCUGGCCCGACACAUCCAACGUAUACACCGACUUUCCGCCCCUGAACUCUAGCUUGGGCACCUUGUUCAAGCUGAUUGACUCCCUGUGUAGUGCCACAAAUCACAGAAGAGACUGGCGCCGUGCCAAAGAUGUCAUCCUCCUCAAGUCCUUGCCUCCUUGGGACGCCCUCAAGACACCCAAGACGGAAUCUCCAGCCUUUCUCCUCACCACUGAAACGACCCAGCACGAGUGGUGCGCGAUUCGAAGUGCAAUCACAUCCUGCGAUGUCUCGGUGUCAUUUCUCAAGGCUUCCGAGGCGGAUUGGUGGCGGAGCAUCGCCAAGAGCAACAUCUGGGGUGUGCGACCAUAUUUCAGCGACGACAACUCCCUCUCUUGGUUUUGGAAUACCCACGCAUGGACUGACAUCAACGCUCUCACGGUUAAAAAGGUCGACGGCAGUAAAUCGUUACCGAUCCCCCGUCAGCUCGAGCAAGAGGCCAAAUCCGCCGCUGAAGAACUUCCUUUCGCCAAGGAGUCCAAAGUUGGCGUCGACGGCAGGAAGGGCACGGUUAAGGCUAAAACCAAAGAGAGGGUGUCUGCGUUUAGUUCGCGAAGGCAUUUCGGGACGAGUCCUAUCUUUGAUCGUCCGAAGUCGCCUUAUAUCUCUCCUGGUGGAUUGGCUCUUCCUGUGCCUGAGCCUCAAGAGGGGUCGGGAAAGCAGACGGCACAACCUGAAAACUCCUCGGGACCUGCAAAGCGGGUUCCAGGGCACCAAGCCAAGCGUCCAGUGUCUCGUCAUGGGCCACCUCUGCAAAGCUCUGCAAGGCCACUGCCUGAGCCUCCAGUCAAACCAACAGGCCAGAACAAGGGUGACACUCCUGGUCUACCCAGCUCUACAAAGAAACAGCCUGAACAUCAGGCCAAGCCUAGAGGCCAGAUCCAGCGCGCUGUACCUGCUCCCCAAUCCAAGCUUCAGCUUCCCUCAUUCCUCUCAAGGGAGCCAAGCCCAAGGCGACAGAGGCAGCCGCUGCCGCAGCCGCUGCCACAGCCACAGCGAGAGCGAGAGCGUCCUGAGUGGCUCCGCACGCCGGGAGAUAAUAGGCGACCGAUCUUUAUAGAGAGUGAAGAAGAAGAGACAACCCAUAGUUCCGAAGACCCUUUGCAGGAAGAGCCGACCGAAACCCCGGAUCAAGGUAGACUCCCUCCUGAUGCUGAUCUCUGGGGAGAAGAUGAUGAGCCCAUGAGGGAUGUGGAAGAGGAAGCCCAAGAGGAAGGCGAGCCUAGCAAUCAACAAGACAGGCGUCCUCAGGUCGAGUUCGCAUCCGGCUCUGAAUACGGCGAUGACGUUGUAUCUGAUACUUCAGGGCCAUCAGACGCACCUGUCACCUUCCAUGAGCGUACUUCGCGCCCUAAACCCAUGGAGCCCAUCGACAAUGACGACAGAGCCAGAACGUGGGCUGAACAACCUGGUAUCUUUGAAGGCUGGGACCCCAGGGCAUGGCCGUCCUGCAACGAUCUAGCCAUUCCCAUCACGGCGGCACCGACAGAAAAGGUCUUUCGAACGAGCGACAACGUCCCGAUGAUGAUCAAGGCCGUACUCACGCCAAGCGAGCAGGCUGAGCUGCAGAGCAGCUUUUUCGGUGUCCGCAACAUUGCCUUGAAGCGCGCCAUGCAAUGUCCGUUCCAGGGCUGCGACUUUUCUCACCGUCUCGAUGAGCCGGAGGCCAUUGAGCAGCACGCCAAGCUCGUCCACCAGGCGAAGAAGUGUAUGUGGUGUGAUGAGCCUUUGUUUGAGUGGUGGUCGCCAGAGCAGAGGAUGGCUCACCUGCGCAAGAACCAUCAGGUUAAGCUCAUCAGGGCCUUGGGUAUGAAGCCGCCUGCUGGAGACAAGGCCAAGUCAUCGUUUGCUUCUGGCUCUCGUUGGCAGCAACCUACCGACAGCCAAUUAGCCAAUUCGGGUGGUCUGUUUAACAGGGUCCCUAGAUCAGAACGGCAGCAGGUGUUUCCUCAGUUUGGGAACCAGAGCGCUCCCAGAGCCCCCAUGGCCGACAUGACGGGUACUGCGCCUCUUCAAGGUGGAAACGCCCAGCUGUUUGCUACAAACACUUCGAGGGGUGCUAUCCCUGAUAGAAUUCUGCAACUCUCUUCGGAGCUUCUCUCUCUUGUCUGUGGAGGUAGUGUCUUGCAGCCCAUUGGCGUUGCUCCCGAUCGAGUUGUGCAGAUCAUCUCGGAGCUCCAUGGUCUGGUUGGAGGGGUGAAUACCCAGCGACCUCAAGCAGGAACCACGGCACCACCUCGGCGUGCUGUUACUGGGUCAGCUCAGAUGGUAUCUCGAGACGUCGUGGAAAAGAUUCUCGAUGAGGUCAUUACCAAGUUUGUGUCCAAGGGGAAGGCUCAAGACAAGAUACAUCCCCUGAAGAAGCUGUUCCCGGAAAUGCACCCCUCCGCUUAUGAUCCCGUCGAGCAACAGAAGCUGUUUGACAGCUAUACCCCAGCUCGAAAUCUCCAGCCUCCCCGGACACUCACAUAUCCCCUCCCCUGGUAUGACUAUCCUGGCCCCCUUGUCCACGACGAUCCUCCCAUGACUUGUCCUCUUCCCGACUGCUUUGCCAACAACUUUGAGUACCUGCAAUCUCGUCAGAUAUGGGAUCACUUUGUGAAGAAGCAUCCCGAUGGCACUCUAGAUCGCUGCCCUCUCUGCCAUCUGCCGUUCGUCUACACCAUAGACGACAAAGAGACUGGCAAGAAGGUCAAAAAGCAUCAUCCAGAGGAGGAGUGUAUCAAGCACUUUGACUGUCACAUCUGGGAGCUCUGGGAUAGCUUGAUGCCCAAAGGAAAGUAUGCCACGUACGACUUUGUGGUGGAUUUGCCGCCGCCGGGUCCUUAUGAGGACUUGGAUGCUGAUGAAGAGAUGAUGGCUCUUUUGGCUGCUCGCUCAAAGGAUGCUGCUCGUCGGAAAGGUGGUGAAAAGACCAGUCGCCCUGGAGGAGCUUCUGUUCGCCCUCAGGAAGAGUGCCGAGAAGACACUGCUCAAGAGGAGCAAGCAGCCGAUACUUCUGGAAAAGAAAAAGACCCCCGAUGUCCCUUCUUUGAGAAGUGUGGUGCCGUCAUUGGCUCAAUGACGGAUGAACAAUUCCGCCGUCACAUACGCGUCUGCCAUCCAAAGGAGGUCCAGAUGGUCGACUUUGACUCUGGAGAUGGGGAAGAAACAGAGGAGGAGGCUCCACGUCCCCGUACUCGGACACCAGCGCCUACUCUUAGGCCUGCGAUUCAACUAGAGGUCGCAGAGGUCACAGAGGCCGAGGGCGCCCAAACUGACGAGUCAAACCGUCCUUCUUCCUCGACUGUACAGUCUGGGACGUCAACUUCCAAGAAGAGGAAGCGCAACAUGAAGCCUCGCAACCAGGUCAUGAAUCAGGGAUCAGAGGAUGAGCUCUCUGGCCUCGCCAGCGAUACCCCCUCCCGCACCAGCCGAACCCGCACUCGCGAGAAGCUGGUCCCCAUUGAGCUUCAACCUCUUGAGGAGACUGACGCCUACGCCCCGGCGGCGAGUGAGUCUAGAAGCUCAGCGACCCAAGGCAGAGAGCGUCCUUCCAAGAAGCCCCGGAGAGAGCGCCAACCCCGCGACGACGAUGGCGAGUAUGAAGACGAUGGUGCCUCUACAGAUGAUGAACCUGAAGAAGAGUCUCAAGCUCCCAAGCGCCCACGACGAGCUCGAUCUCCAGACUGGGUCAAGAGACUCGGCCCUGGAGGUCCCGACUUCGAGCCAAGCGACGACAUGUACUGCUCAAAGUGUCUCCGCAAGGCUCCCAAGAGCGGAAACAAGAGUCCAAGCCGUUCCCCCAUCGGCCGCGAGAAGGAACUCGAGUGCCACUCCAACCUCAACCGAUGCUGUAGGAUCCGCAACGGCGAGGGCGUUCCCGAGAAUCUCCCCAACCGCAGCGGCUGGAUCCGCGCCGCUGACCUGCCUGCUAAGCUCGGCCAGAUCAAGUCGCAGUUCACAUCAAAGUAUCCUGCUUAUGAUCGCACCAUCUACCCGACCAAGCCGUCCGAUAACAACGCGUCCGUGUGGCGAUCUGACCCCAACAACGAGGACAAUGAGCCUUUCUGGAACAUUCCCUGGCCGCCUUACGAGGGCCAGCCUCCGUUCCCUGGCUCGUGGGAGGAUCCCGGCAUUCCCGCCGAGGAAAGGGGUCGCAAGAAGCGUCGCGAUUCGUGGCAGGGAAGACAAGAGGAUGAUCCUCUGUAUAGAUACCAGAGCGACGAGGACUCGGAUGAUGACCUGAAGCCUGAUGAGGAUGAUAUUGCCGAGUUGCAGGACGAGGCGAGCAAUGACAAUAGCAGUGCUGCUAGUGGACUCAAGAGGCGACGGACCGGUGAAGCUAUGAACACGCCUGCCGGGUCUGGAAUCAAUACUGGAGCUGAAGAAGAAAAAGAAGGUCCUGCGACGAAGAAGACCAAGAAGACUCCGGGUAGUAAGUUCCUCCUACAAUCAUGCAUAUCAAGUCAUGUACUAACACGAUAUCUAGCAAAGCCAAAGCCAAAGCCAAAGGCCAAGAGGGCCAAGAAACCUCGCGGCGAAGCGGCCAGCGGCCAGCCCAGCAGAGCGUCGAGUAGAGUUCGACAGAAGAAGUCUGGCGGUGCAAAGUCUAAGGGGCAGACGUCGCGGGCUUCCCAGGGUGUGUCUGAGGAUGCCUCUGGUGCUGGGGAGUAG
Molecule: messenger RNA, 6519 nt
Organism: Fusarium keratoplasticum
Lineage: Eukaryota; Fungi; Ascomycota; Sordariomycetes; Hypocreales; Nectriaceae
Exons: 2
Coding region: 1-6519 (2172 amino acids)
Source: RefSeq, a predicted model, not a curated record